AUGGCUGAAAUAGUGCAAAAUACUAAUCUUGGUACUCGACGUAAAUUAGAUUUACUUUUACAAGAAAUGGAUACGAUAUGUCGUGAAAUAAUUUCUCAAUUAUAUAAUUCAUCAUCAUCAUCAUCAACAAAUUCAAAUCUUAAUACUCAAACUUUAAUUGAUAUGUUUAUUGAAAGACAAAAUUAUUUAUCACAACAAAUUCAAAUUGUUCGUCAACAACAAGAAUUAGAACGACAAUUACAAAUUAAACGGGAUGAAAUUCUUAAAUGUGAUCGAGCAUUACGUUGUUUACAAACAUAUUUAUUACAAGCUGUACAAGUACUUUCAUCAGCUGUUUAUCAAGCACGUGAAAAAUUAUCAAAUAUACGUCGAGCAAAAACUUUUCCAUCAGAAACAAUCAUACGUUAUGCGCAUCAAUUAGCAUCAUGUUAUUCAACUGUAGCACCAGACAAUUGGCAACAAGGAGAUAUUCGUCGACCCUAUCCAACAAAUAUUGAUAUGAGACGUGGUCUUCUUGGUCGUAUUAGUGAACAAAUAUUACAACAGCAACAACAAUUAAGUAUACAAAAUUCAACAAUUAAUACAGCAACAGUUGUUGAUAUGGCAGUACCACAGAAUACAAGUUCAUCAUAUACAGCAGUUACAACAGCUGUUCGACCACCAAAACAUGAUACAACAUCAUUUGCAUCAGAUAUUUUUUCAUCGAUUAAUGAAGAGACAAAUCAUACAAAUUUCUCAUCAAGUGAUACAGAUUCAGAUGACGAUUUAUGA
This is a messenger RNA of Adineta steineri, 771 nucleotides long. NCBI's taxonomy places the organism in Eukaryota, Metazoa, Rotifera, Eurotatoria, Adinetida, Adinetidae. The record is from the annotation of a GenBank genome assembly.